This is a messenger RNA of Drosophila arizonae, 994 nucleotides long. RefSeq lists its product as uncharacterized. Lineage: Eukaryota; Metazoa; Arthropoda; Insecta; Diptera; Drosophilidae. Gene Ontology annotation, biological process: rRNA processing; negative regulation of transcription by RNA polymerase II. The record is from RefSeq and is a predicted model, not a curated record. Gene Ontology annotation, molecular function: DNA binding. Gene Ontology annotation, cellular component: nucleolus.
AACAAAAAGCAAAGCGCGCACGUGGAAUACAUCGCGUCUUUCCAUUUGGCCGCAAUUUCUUGAAUAAUUCUCUUAAACUAUGGUUUUCUUCACCUGCAACAUUUGCGGCGAGUCGGUCAAAAAACCCGCCGUCGAAAAACACUACCAGACAAAAUGCCGGGGGAAGACAAAAAACGUUUCGUGCAUGGACUGCCUCAAAGAUUUCUAUGAAGAGGAAUAUGUAGCGCACAUUAAAUGCAUUUCGGAGGCUCAAAAGUAUUCCAACCAAAACUUCACGCCCAAGGAGCCAAGGAACAAGAACGCACAGAAACAGGAGAGCUGGAUGGAUAUCAUACGUGCAAUAUUGGACAGCAGCGAGUACCAGCUGACGCCGACGUUGCGUAGCGCCUUCCAGCGGCUGCAGAGCGUGGACAAUGUGCCGCGCAAGAAGGUGAAAUUUGAGAACUUUGUGGGCAACUGCAUGCGUAUGCCACGCCAGCAAGCAGCACAGGUGUGGGAUAUACUCGAGAAGGAGCUGAACAAAAUGAAGGAGGCCAAACAGGCCGAGAUUCAAGCAGCCAAGGCGGCCAAGGAGGCAGAAUUAAAGCAAAAGGAACAAGAGCAAGAGGCGCCGCCCAAAAAGAAAUCCAAGCUAGAGUCAGCGGAGCCAGCGGCGGCUGCAGCUGAAGCUACUGCAGAAACCAACGAAUUCGAUUGGACUGCACAGCUGCUGAAGCUAGUGUCCAAGCAGCCCGAUGGCAUCUUCCAGGAAAAGCUGAAGAAGAAGCUGCUAAAGAAGUACACAAAGCAUCUGGCCGUCGAGCAGUUGAGCGAGAAACAGACAAAGAAGUUUGAGAAACGCUUUGACAAGCAGCUCAAAAAGUCGGAUGCACUGCAGCUCGAAGGCGAUUUGGUUAAGAGAAUCCAGCAGGACGUCUCAUGAUCUAGCGUAAUUUAGACUGUAUCUUAACGUAAUGUUAGAGAGCAAUUAAAAGUGUAAGGAAAAAAUUGUAAA